AUGGCCCAAAUAACAGCAAAUCAAGAACGUGAACUACGUGAUGCAUUCAAUCUAUUUGAUACUGAUCAUUCAGGUAAAAUAUCCAAACUUGAAUUAAAAAAAGUUCUUCAAGCUUUAAAUAUAAAAGCUUCGGAUGAUGAAUUACAAAAAUUAUUACAGAAAAUGGAUACUGAUAAUAGUGGUGAAAUCGAUUAUAAUGAAUUUAAAAAAGUUAUGAGCGAAUCAUUUUUUAAAAAAUAUUCUAAACAAGACCUUGAAGCUGCAUUUAAAAAAUUCGAUGCCGAUAAUAAUGGUUUUAUAACAACACAUGAACUUAGUCAUAUAUUAUCGCGAAUGGGAAGACAUAUAAGUCAAAAUGACGUUAAUGCAAUGAUCAAAUCAUUAGAUUCAAGUGGUGAUGGAAAAAUUUCACUCGAUGAAUUUUGUAAACUAUUUGAUUGA
This is a messenger RNA of Adineta steineri, 441 nucleotides long. Lineage: Eukaryota; Metazoa; Rotifera; Eurotatoria; Adinetida; Adinetidae. The record is from the annotation of a GenBank genome assembly.